GCGCCAAUGCAUCCAUCCGUCCAUUGCAGCGGAGGUUUUCUCGAGCCUUCCUUCCUUGCUCUUAUCCUCUUCCUCCGGCCACCUCACAGGGAUCCAAUCGUCCUCUCCCUCAGCGGCCUCUCCUUCAGGCUGGCUUUCUUCUUCUCUGUGACCUGACGUUCGCUGCCACGGCAGCCUCUUCUCCGGCGCCUGCUCCCUGCAGUUGCAGCCCAGCGAGCGCUGUGCUCCCCCAUGCCGUCGAAGCUCUUUCCGGUUCCCCCUGUUACGUGGAGCUGAUUUACGCGGGCGGCAGCUCAGAAUACAACACGUCCCCAUCAAACAAAUACCUAAUUACAGGUUCGCAAUUACAUAGAGAGGUUGAAUAUGGAUUCAUUGUAUGCUUCCCAGUUGUGACAAUAAUGGCUGAAAUGUAUAUGCUAUGGCGUGCUCAACAACUCCAGUAAAGUAUCGUAGAGAAUCAUCUUGAACUAUGGACAAAGCACGCAAGCGGAAGGCUGCUCAUACAGGGAGACCCCCCAAUGAGCAAUUGACGAAUAAUGAUUCAUCCAUACCGGCUUCUCAGUUAGGAAGCUCCAUUUCAGAAUCUCUCCUUCCAUCACAGAGAGUGGUCAGACAACGAGCCCUGCUAUCUUCAGAUUUGCCACGGCCAGAGUCAUCUACUGCUGCUGAAACACGUAAGAAACGUAAGGCAGCUAUAGCUUCUGGAAGACAGGAAGAGAAUUCAGAGUCUCCUCUUCAUAACCGACACCGCCGUAAGUUGUUAAAGGAAUUGUUCCCUAAGAGGACAUUCAGGUCCUAUCUCAGACUGCUGCUAUAUGAAGCUGCUAAUACUGCCAUCAAAGAAUCACCGGCGAAACACACAUACAAAUAUCUGGCACUGUUUUCGCACCCCUUUAUUUGGGAAGUCAGAAUCAAACAUGCUCAUAUUGUGGUGCUCGCUUUUGGGCUGAGGAACGAGUACGUGGACAUGGACGGACAACUUCUCCAGUAUAUAACAAAUGCUGCAGAGGAGGAAGCAUUCUACUACCUCCUUACAAGCCACCUCCGGAGCCCUUACUUGGCCUUCUGACAGGAAAGGAUCCUGCACUAUCAAGACAUUUCUUUGAUAACAUCAGACGGUACAAUUCUAUGUUUGCCAUGACUUCUAUGGGCGUCAAUGUCAUAAAUUCUAUCAACGAUGGCCGUGGCCCUUAUGUCUUCAAAAUUAGUGGCCAACUAUGUCAUCGAAUAGGAUCACUAAUUCCAAACGAUGAAGCAAGACCUGAGUAUUGCCAGUUAUAUAUCUUUGACACUGAUAAUGAGGUUAGAAACAGAAUAGCUGUUGCAACAACCUCAAACAGUGACUUUCAACCAAA
Panicum virgatum (switchgrass) is the source of this 1355-nucleotide messenger RNA. RefSeq lists its product as uncharacterized. Lineage: Eukaryota; Viridiplantae; Streptophyta; Magnoliopsida; Poales; Poaceae. The coding region runs from base 470 to 1069 and encodes 199 amino acids. The transcript has 10 exons. The record is from RefSeq and is a predicted model, not a curated record.